AUGGACACCACGCCGGCGCCAUGCGGCAUCCCCGUCUCCGCCGGCAUCGACCCGGCGACUAUACAGGCGCUCUCGUCGUCGGCUCAUAUCCCUUCGUUCGAGUCACAUCCCUCGGCGGCCUCGGGGCAGUCAUCAGCAGCAACAGCAGCCGCCGCCGCCGCCGCCGCAGUAGCUGCCUCCACGACAGGAGCCGCCCAAAGCCGCCCCUGCGACAUCUGCCGCCAGCGCAAGACGCGAUGCGUCCGCGAGGAGGGCCUCGACAAAUGUGUCAUGUGUUCAUUCCAUCGACAACCGUGCACGUACCUUCGCGGUCCGCUCCCGCGCAAACGCCGGAAGGCUACCGAUCCCCCGGAACAGCGCCCGUCCACCAAUGGUUCCGUCUCAGCGCCCGCAGCGCCCGCGGGUCCUCCACCCGCUCCCGUCCCGCUGGACCCUCAGGAAGAGAUAACGCACCCCUCUCCCGAGUUACUAGAGGCCCUUUCGCCUUCCCUCGCCGGCUCGGAACACGCCGCAACCUUUAACCAGCCCUCCCUGCUCGACGGCACUCUUGGUCUGCAUCUUAAGACUCAUUCCGAGUACGUUGGCAACACAAAUCACCGGGAGCCCUCCCUGCUGGACUUACACCGGCCUCAUGACCCGGCCGUCAGGUCCGUCCGCCGCCUUGAUGAAUCAACUGUCUUUCUCAUCCACCGCGACCGAGAAACUUCUUCAGAACCUCAGAGAAUAGCCGACCUCGACGCCAUAGAAAAGGUCGUUCACCCCCUCGGCUCGACACUUGUGAACCUUUACUUCCGCAUCGUUCACCCCAGCUUCCCAGUCCUCCACAAAAAAGUCUUCCUCGAGAAGUACGCCCGCUCCUACCAUGAGUUCUCCCCGCCACUGCUGGCCGCCGUCUACCUCCUGGCCCUAGACUGGUCUCUCUACGACCGCACCCUGGCAACCUCCUCGUGGCAGCCCGACCAGGCCGCCUUGGAGGCCCUGGCCCUUCGCACCAUGAGUGAUGAUAUGAAGCGGCCCAAGAUCUCGACCCUCCAGGCGGGCCUGCUUAUCCAGCAGCGCUUCCGGAACAAUACCUGGACCUUCAUCGCGCAGCUCAUCGCCCUGGCACAGGGCCUCGGCAUUCACGUGGACUGCAGCGACUGGGCGAUCCCGGACUGGGAAAAAGGCCUCCGCCGCCGUCUCGCCUGGGCGCUUUUCAUGCAGGACAAGUGGGGAGCUCUCGUCCAUGGCCGGCCGUCGCACAUACGUCUCGACGAGGACUGGGACGUCCGGCCAUGCUGCGUCGAGGACUUCCCCGAGAACGCCGCGGACGAGGAGCACGACCCGGAGGGCAGCGCUGAGGUCGUUGUCGGUCGCGAACUGUUCCUGCGCCAGAUCGAGCUGUCUCUCAUACUCAGCGACGUGCUCAGCACGUUUUACACGGCCAAGGCUACCCGUCGCGGCGGCACCCUCGACCAGAUCGGCACCGUAGGCGUCGCCGAGCUCGCCAAGCCCAUCGUGAUGAUGCUGCGGGAGUGGUACGCCAAACUCCCGGAAGCCCUACAGCUGCAAGAGACGCGUCUCAAGAAGCUCUCAGCAAACGGCUCCCUCCACCUCGCCUACAUCUCCAUAGACCUGGCCCUCCACCGCUCCCUGGUUCGCAACAUCUCCUCCAGCGCGCCGCCGGAGCUCCGCGCCGCCAUCCGCGCGGGCGCCCGCGCCCGCCUGGCCUCCGCCUCAAGCAUCAUUGCCAACCUGCAGAUGGAGCACAUCCAGUCCUUCUGGGGUUUCGCCGCCCCGGCCCAGCUUGCCGGCAUCGGCUCGUUCGCGGGCCUCCUAUGGGCCACCUCGGACGACGACGCCGAGGCCAUGUACUACGCCGACCGCGUCGAGGAGUACCUCUGGAGCCUGAGGGUGCGCGCGCAGGCGGCGCCUUUUGUGAGGGAGGCGCUGCGAAUGCUCGAGUCAGACGUCAGCGGGCUGGACGCCGUGAGGGCUGCCGCCGAGGUCAAGAUGUAA
Colletotrichum graminicola M1.001 is the source of this 1998-nucleotide messenger RNA. Its product is annotated as fungal specific transcription factor domain-containing protein. Gene Ontology annotation, molecular function: DNA binding; DNA-binding transcription factor activity, RNA polymerase II-specific; zinc ion binding. NCBI's taxonomy places the organism in Eukaryota, Fungi, Ascomycota, Sordariomycetes, Glomerellales, Glomerellaceae. The transcript is spliced from 3 exons. Gene Ontology annotation, cellular component: nucleus. Gene Ontology annotation, biological process: DNA-templated transcription. The record is from RefSeq and is a predicted model, not a curated record. Bases 1 to 1998 code for a protein of 665 amino acids.